AUGCUGCCUUUGGCCGUACUAUUCUUCACGGCUGCGACAGUCUAUGCUGGCACGCUAAACCAGGCCUCCAACUUCCCAGUCUCUCCGGAAGUUGCCGCUCAGUAUGAUUGCGGAAGAACCUGCCAAAGAUACCUGAAUCAAACCAACGCUAUGGACUUGGAAGAUUUCGAUAUUCCCUUUGACUUCGAUUUCUAUGCAACGGCCAAUAAUUUCUCCGGCUCCAAGCCCGGCGACGUUCUGAAGCUUUUCCCAGUCGGACCCAAGCUCAUGCAAGUCCCCGGCGGUAUCGCUACAUACAAGUUUCAGUACACAUCGGUCGACCUGGACAACUCUAUUGUCCCGGCUACAGCGUUCAUUGCCUUUCCAUUUGUUCGCCAAAGCGACCCAUUCAAACUUGUCGCGUUCGCACACGGAACGUCUGGCGUGUUCCGAGGCUGCGCUCCAUCGACCUCUUCAAAUCUUUAUGAUUAUCAUACCUGGAUCCCUUUACUAUUUGCAGGAUAUGCCGUUGUUGGGACCGACUACGCUGGCUUGGGAAACAAUUACACGAGCCAUAAAUAUAUAUCCGCCAGUGCCAAUGCAAACGAUUUAUACUGGUCAGCAAUUGCAGCCAAGAAAGCCUUUCCCCACGAUCUGUCUGAGAACUGGGUGUCCAUCGGUCACUCUCAAGGCGGCGGUGCCUCCUGGAAGUUGUCGGAACACGAACUGGUGCAGACCGAUGAGAGUGGAUACCUGGGAGGGGUCGCGAUUGCCCCUAAUACACACAUCUAUGAAGCUCUUCUUGAAGCAUUCAAACUGCUACAGGGUCCUGCUGGUGAAGAGCUUCAAGACUACGGUUCCGCCUCGUACCUGCCCUCACUUUACUUCGCUCUGAGGGCCGUUUACCCCAGAUACACGGCACCAUUUUUGUCUGAUAUCGCCAAAAAACGUAUUGAAUUAGGAGAGGUCGCUAAGCUCUGCGCCACUGCUUUACCUGCUGUCUUGCACGACCUUAAUUCGUCGCAGCUCUUUUCCAAUCUCGACCUCACUGGCAUUUCUACCGUCAAGCAAUUCCAAAAACUGAACGCCCCUGCGCAGGGGGAGAAGACUUCAAGGCCUCUUCUUGUUAUCUUGGGGGCAAAUGACACCACUGUAUUCCCAUCCAUAACCACGAAAGCCUACAAACAGAGCUGCAAGGCAGGAAAUGCUGUCCACCUAAGCACCUAUCCCGGGCUAGAACACUCGCCAGUGUUUGGAGCUUCUGCACCAGAAUGGCUCAAGUUUAUUGACAAAUUAUUCCAUGGCCGCGGUUUGUACAAUUGCAGUAUGAAAACUGCGAGUCCUUUUGAUGCGCAUCACGCCAGCAACCCCGUAGAAAUUGGUUGAUUGUGGGGGCGCGGCUUGACCUAGUUUAUUGCCAAUUUUGCAAGAAGUUCCAAUCAUAAUCAAAUUCGCGUUCGCUCUUGCAUAUUGUUACAGACGCUUUCAGAUUGACUGCC
Molecule: messenger RNA, 1478 nt
Organism: Aspergillus ruber CBS 135680
Lineage: Eukaryota; Fungi; Ascomycota; Eurotiomycetes; Eurotiales; Aspergillaceae
Exons: 1
Coding region: 1-1365 (454 amino acids)
Biological process (GO): lipid catabolic process
Molecular function (GO): triacylglycerol lipase activity
Source: RefSeq, a predicted model, not a curated record